GAAACGAUUUCAUUUUCAUUUAGCCAAUGAGCGAUGACGUCGUUCGCCAUCACCGAGGUCAAGGCGCUGGUGCGGCAGCCGCAGCGCGUGCAGGCCCAGCACCUCCUGGAGCGUUUGGCCGUGGCCGUGUUACCGAUCCUGACUCGCAGACGCUUCCACGUUCGGCGACUGCACGAGUUUUUCCCGAAAGAUGGCGCUCUGCUGGGCAUGAACGUGAACCGCGGCGCCAAAAUCUACGUCCGUUACCGAAGCGAACGCCCAAAUCCUUUUAUCCCUACGAGGCGUUACUGGAAACGCUGCUGCAUGAGCUCACACACAUGGUGCAUGGCCCCCACAACGAGGCCUUCUACAAGUACCUGGAUGAGCUUAAGCAUGAGAUGGAAAUGCUCAUGGUGCGUGGUCUAGUCGGAGAAGAAGGCGUCAGAUUCGCAGCCGCAGGAACAGGCCAAAGACUUGGUGGGGACAAUAUUAGCGUCCCUAUUCGCGUCGCCGCUGUGCUGGCAGCAAAACGGAGAGAGCAGUACAACUCGCUGCUUGGAGGCGAGACAAGUCGGCGACUUGGAUCAUUAAGUGCAGCGUCCAAUGAGAUUUUCAAUCCUCAGGCACUUCGGAGAAAGAUCUUGGAGGCGGCUGAGAGACGACGGAGAGACAACGAGCACUGCCGCAAUGUGCUUCAUCCAGGAGCGUCGCAUGAAGUGCUAGGAAUUGAAAGUAGCGAUGACGACGAGGACUCGACUAGCAAUGGAGCAAGGCAGCAAGCACCAGACCCAAGCGCGAGUGAUAUUAUUGUCCUUGAGGAGGAGGAUGAUGCACAUGAGACCAUAGCGAACGUACCAGCCGUUAUCGAUCUGUUAGAUGACGACGGUGAGGAAAAGCACGAUGAUGUUCCACGCAGAGCAGGCAGAAAACGCAAAAGGGGAGAUACAGUAGACAUAAUCGACUUGACGUGAUGAUAAAGGCGGAAAAUUAACACACAAGUGAACUUUAUCAAGCUAAAACUCGGCACUGAAGCGCGUCUCGAAGGAUCCCUCGUCCAGCACGACCUCGUUGCUCUUGAAGAUUCCCUUGCCAAAGUACUCUGCGAUGGUGUGGAAGCCAUCCGCCGCGGUCUCCAAUUGGUUGUAGAACUGUUCGUGGUUCCCAGCCUUCUGUUCAAGCUGCGUCUUGAGCCCCAGAAUGUGACGAUGGUCCAUUGAGCACGUGAUACACUCCCGGUCCGUCUCGGAGAUGCAGUUCAAGUGGAAACUGUGUUGACACAUGAAGUGCACUGCUGGGAGAUCCAAGUCGUGGUUGCACAGAUCGCACUUUGUGGCCUGGAAGACCACAGCGCGACUACUGAGUUGGGCAAUCUCCUCCUUCAUCUGCUUCGUGUCACCCUUAAACGCCUUGAUCUUCUCCUCGUCUUCUUCAAUUUUCUUCUCGUCACUAGCCAGCUGGUUCACCACAUACUGCUUGAUCACCGACACCGGCAGCUCCCUGGACUGACUCAACACCUGCACAACUUGAAGUGGAGGAAUCGCUGGGUUCGUGUCAAUAAGAGCCAGCAAUUGCUUCAGUUCCUUCCACUCUUCUCCACCGGUAGCUCCCUUGGGUAAAGGUCCUCGUUCUGCGAAGUAUUUCAAGGCCAACGACCAGAGAUUUGGGUCCUUCUCUCCGUGUUUACGGACCUCUUCAAGAAUACUCUGAUC
Molecule: messenger RNA, 1688 nt
Organism: Phytophthora nicotianae INRA-310
Lineage: Eukaryota; Oomycota; Peronosporomycetes; Peronosporales; Peronosporaceae
Exons: 2
Coding region: 27-950 (307 amino acids)
Source: RefSeq, a predicted model, not a curated record